AUGUCGGCGGUAGUGGUAAACAGCACACCUUUCCACGUUCUUCUUCAUGACAUUGGGAAAGAUUUAAAGCUCAGCGAUGUCCAUUACAUGAAGUAUCUGCUACAAGGACACGUAAAUAAGGAGACAUUAGAGCAUCUCGAUUCAGGACAGGAGCUCACUGAACUGCUUAGAAAAAGAGGUUUGGUAACCGAGAAGAAACUGGCGUUUAUGAGAAAGCUUCUGAUAGAAGCUAAGUGUCUUAAACAAGUUCACUUAGUGGAUGAGUUCAGGGAAAAAUUCACUUCUGUGACAAUUAUUGGUGAGUGUUAAAUCCUGAUUAGGAGCUAUUCAAAUUAGCACUGGUAACCUCGUUACAAUUUAAAUAUCUGGCGGUUGAUUCAUUUUCAACAACUUACGUGGAUGUCAUCUGGUUCUUUAUCGCUAGAAAGGGCUGAUACUAGAUUCAUAUUUCCACUAAGAUCCGCUCAGAUAAAUCGCGAUACUUUGAAAAGCGUUUCGCAAAAAUAGAUUUCUUUCAUGACGUCUUGAUAAUUCUUUCUUUGGCCUUAGUAAACAUUAUUUUUAUGCAGUACCGUGCGCGAUUAGCAGAAACAAAGUUUGCGAGAUUUCCUACAAAUUAAUUGUGGAAAAAAUUCAAGACGUUCGCACCUUCAUUCCAAGAAGCAAGUUUUGAUGAUACGACUGUAACACUGAUAGACAACGACAAAGUUUUGAACUGCUUCAUUUUUGUGCCGGCUUUUUCUUAUGUUUGCUUUGUCUAACGAUUCAAAAAGAAAUUAAAAUGUCAUAAUUUCUCUAAUGUCACCUUAAUGUUGAUAAAGGAACGAUAACGUUAGCAUUACAUUGCAAAAAAAGCGACGUUUGAACAACCAAACCAAACUAUCUGACUAAGACAACUACUCACCCAAAAGCACAAAAUGUCCCUGAGGUGUAAUUAGUAUUCGCAGUUAAUUAUCAUGAACUGUUUUAGCUAAUCUCGCUGUAGAAUAGCUAUUAACGCGCAAACGAAGACGCGCUCUUUAGCAAAUAUUCUCUCAGGACCCUUCUUCUUCUUUUGAUAGAUGGUAUAGGUUGUCUAUAAUACGCGUGCUUUUAGCAAAAGGUGCUUGAGGCUGUUUUCAAAUCAGUAUUGAAUCUUGAAUUGUUAAUUUAGGUUAAGCUAAUCGAAAUUUUUUUAGUUGAAUUGUAAGAUCUUCAAGAGCGGAUAUGAGCUAUUAUUUGAGGGAGAAAAAGUGUAAUGGCCUGGGAUUUUUUUAUCCACCCGUCUUAAUUAAAUUUUGAAACAACUAUGAGCGACGCAGACCUAAACGAAAACAAUGGCACUUCAAUGCAUUCACAUUGAGAUUUUCAGACCAAAUGCGUUUCAGUAUUUCAUUCGCAGCCGCCACACAGUUCUCAUAUUUCUUUCAUAUGUCAACACAUUCAUAAGGUGGUCUGCCCGUGGUCUCAAAGGCAAGACGCUGACCUAAUCCUUUCUUCUUAGGUGAGCGACAACAAAGUGAACGAGCCUCCAGAUUGAACAACAGACGGGAGACCUUACUGCGCAUGAUCGAGAAUGUGGAAAAUGAGAUAAGGACGUGCGAGGAUGUAGAUGUAGAAAUCUCUAAUCAGAUCAAAGAAUCCGAGGUGCAAAUCCAGGCAAACAACGAAAAUAUGGUCAUCGUUGAGGAAAUAAUUCAAAGUUUGAAAAGCAAGAUAGUCAAGUAUGAAAGCAAUAUAGAAUCAUUUGAGAGAAAAUUGGAAACGGUUCGAUUCUUCCUAAAGAAGAAACAAGUUGAGAUGGACAAAAUUAAACAGAAAUUGGACGAAAAUCAUAGCAGCGCGACGAUUAAAAAAGAACUAAAGGACAAGCAAGAGGAAAACGAAAAAACAAAAAGAGAGGAGGAUGAACUCAUCGCAAAACAUCAGAAUGCUCUGGACAUGAUAAGGACUACUCAUGUAGAGAUCAGACACAAAACGCAAGACUUGAUUGUCCUAGAGGAUAGUAUUCAUGACUCUUUGAUGCAGGUACGUGCUCUCAAGCAAAGCGCCAGGAAAAAUCAACGAGCUUCGGCGGACUUGCAAGAAAAACUGGAGAGUCUUUCGCUUGAGCUGGAAGAUACACGACGAAUGAAACCGCUGACACCUUUCUCAAGGCCAGCAACUAGAGGUCAGAAUCUGUUGAAUGGUAACCAUGGUAAUGCAGUGAAUGAGACACCCUUGACAAGGAGACUGGAAUACAAGGUAGGUGGUGUGAAGUUUUAUUCAAAUUGAUCUGUCCAAAUUAAAUAGACCAUCCAAGCAAUGCGUGUACUUUAUGUGACAUUUUUACCACGAGAAUAAAUGCAUCGCGCUUAAGUCUGAGAAUAACUUAGGAGGUGGUAACAAGGGCUCCAAUGCUUAUAAGGAGUUCAUUAUCUAAAGCUUUCUCUCCAGUACUAUGAAUUUUAUCUCAAUCACUUAACUCAUAAGGGAUUCUUUGCCUCUCUGAAAUUCGAAUAACCAGAUACCGUUUACGAUAAGAGUACAUUCCUGAAGCAUUGCGCAUGGUUAUUCUCAGUCAGCAAGGCCACAAACGAAUUAACGGCUAAAGGAAGGAAGUAAACAGUUGUCCAUUACUACUGGUACCCACUCCCCUUCGUUCUCUCUCUAUUUCGUCUACCUCCGUGUACCUCUUUUUUACAUUACCGUUUGAAAGACAAAAACCAAAGAAACAAAAAGUAGAUUGAUCUAUCUCUUUCCGAGUUCAAUAUGGCGGACCGUAUGAAAAUGUGUUCGAGAGGUACCUGCGAGAGGAACCCAUUGCGCAUGUCCGGGUCGUGACCGUGCUCCUUUAAACACACGCAUCCGUAAGAACAUGUUUUUCACUCCUUACACAUCUUUAUUUUACAACGAAUGCUCACGUUUUCCCCCAUAGGUUCUGGACUACGGCGAAAUUUCUGAACGAGAAUCAAAUGUGAUUGGUCGAAAAGGGAAACGCGUGAAUCCUCCUCAGUUUCAGUCUCCCACCAGCGUGGCUGUCGACCGAGCACAAGGAUAUAUUUACGUCGCUGAUCAUGGCAACGCGCGUAUUCAAAUUCUAGACGUGAACGGUAACAUUGCACGGGAGCCAUUAGUUUUGGGUGGGAAAAGCCGACCAAGCGCCUUAGCAGUCAGUCUUCGAGGAGAUCUGGUGAUGACUGACUCGCAAAUUUUACGUGUGUUUAGCAAAACAGGUUAGAUAGGCUGUUGUUAAUCCCCCUCCUCUCCUACCAAAUUUUCAAAACUGAUGAAAGGUGCCUCUUUAAAGCAUUGGUAAUUAGCGGUAACACGGGCGUCUGUUUCUCACAAUCUGUCAAUCUUCAGUUAUAAGAGAAUCUUUUUCUCGUCAUUUCAUUGUCUGCCUUAACCCCAUGAGCUACUGUUUCUAUUAGCCAGAGAAAAGCGUAAAAAAAACAAGAUGCGAUGUGCUUGAUGGUUAGGCCGAAAAUACCAUGCCCGCCACGCAACAGCCGAGGAGGAAGCCUCAAAACGAGGCAGAAUGAGAAGGGGCUAACACUCAAAACGUCAGCUUUAGAAACUUUACGGAGGCCAAUUUUACUUUAUCAACUCAGUAUAUAAAACCAAUUUGUCUUCCUUAUACCCCCACCGACGCGGCACCACAGUUUCUUUUGAAACUUACCCCCUUUAUUCAGAAAAAUUACGACCUUUUUCCUCUACUGAUAUAUUCCAUAUCUCUUUAAGGUGAACUUCUUCGCCCAAUUUUGCCUGUCUACAGCAAGAAUGACAAACGACCGGAGCUAAGUGCUGUGGCAUUUGACAUUCAAGGAAAUAUCUACGCCGCUGACAAAGCAAACCACAGAAUUCAAAAAUUCACUUUUAAUGGGAGUUUUCUUUGCUUCAUUGGAGGACUUCAUGACUUGCAUCACCCCAUGGGCAUUACAGUUAGAAGGAACGGUGACGUCAUUGUGUCGGAAUACGAAAAUCAUCGCCUGAAAAUCUUCAGUCAAGAUAGCCUGGAGGAGAGUAGAACCAUUGGCGUGCAAGGGGUUGGAGCAGGCAAGUUUGCUUGCCCAAGAGGGAUUGCACUUGAUCAUGAUGACAAUAUUUUGGUAGCAGACAGUCGAAAUCAUAGAAUCCAGGCGAUUUCUUUGUCAGGUGAACCUCUUGGGUCGUUCGGAACGAUCGGCUUGGAUCCGGGAUGUCUUGAUACCCCGUAUGAUGUUGUCUUAGAUACCACUGGAAACAUAAUUGUAGCAGAUACUAAGAAUCACAGAUUGCAGGUUUUUACGCGCCUCGUACCCGUGUACGCAGAGCCCGGAAUGUAUGAUGAGGAGUAUGAGGAAGCCGCCGCGAUCGAGGACGGGGAGGACCUGGAACUGGACGAAGGUGAAUUCAAAAUUCCUGGUGGCGAUUUAGAUAAAGAAUUACAAGAUAAUACGAAUGACGUCAGCUCCAAUGAAAAUUUUAAAAGUGACAUAAUUAAGGAAAAAAAUAGUGAAGACGAGAAGAACAAAGAAAGGCUUCCUAGCGCGCAAGAGAUCUCUAACAUUAUAAAGAAAGGUGAAAUUCAAGCCUUCAAAGAAAAAACGAGAGAAUUUUCGGCGAGUGAUCAAGAAUUUGAUGCUAACAAUAACUGAAGAAUAUUCAAAGAGAACGACAGUUGAAUAAUACUUGAGAUGAUCCCUUACUGCUCAAAUGAGCAAGUUCGUUGCAUGAUAUUAGUUCUUCAUCAGAUUCUCGUUCAGAGACUUUUGAACUCCUAGUUCAGCCGGUUGAUGUGAAUUAUGCAUUAGACUUUGUCCCUCUUUUAAAUUUUGACCUUCUAAACUGAAUGGAGGCCUCUACGUUUAGUCGGGCUCUUUUUUAAACAUUGGACCAGAGUUGGGUGAACGCUCAUUUGAGACACAACCAGUAAAUAAAUAAUCUCCAAUGAUAUCUUCUGGUUACUGUUUG
Messenger RNA from Pocillopora meandrina, 4914 nucleotides. The record is from the annotation of a GenBank genome assembly. NCBI's taxonomy places the organism in Eukaryota, Metazoa, Cnidaria, Anthozoa, Scleractinia, Pocilloporidae.